AUGACACUGCUCCUGGAACAAUACUCAGAAAAAAUAAUGAUGUGUUCGCAAUUAAUCACAUACAAUUCACAGGAACAGUUAAUGAAGUUAGUAUAUAAAUGGAGAUUGCUGUAUAAAGAGUUGGCAAGUGCAUGGCAAGAGCCAAUGCCAAGAAUUUGGAAAUCAUAUAAGGAAAAGAGGAAUCUAAAAAUAGUCUGCAAGAAGUAUAUCAGAAACGGGUAUUAUGCUAAUUAG
Messenger RNA from Nematocida parisii ERTm1, 234 nucleotides. RefSeq lists its product as uncharacterized. The coding region runs from base 1 to 234 and encodes 77 amino acids. Lineage: Eukaryota; Fungi; Microsporidia. The record is from RefSeq and is a predicted model, not a curated record. The transcript has a single exon.